This is a messenger RNA of Yamadazyma jaroonii, 1518 nucleotides long. The record is from the annotation of a GenBank genome assembly. Lineage: Eukaryota; Fungi; Ascomycota; Pichiomycetes; Serinales; Debaryomycetaceae.
AUGAAGAGAUCAGAAGAUUUAAAUUCGAACCAACAGGAGAAGAAAUUAAAAAUGGGAGAAAAUGAAUUUUUUCAAAGUGUUGGUGACCAAGCCGAUAUAGUUGAUCAAGAACCACAAACUGAAAAUCAAAUCAACAGUGAAAUCAAAUACACUGGAAUGGCAGAUGUUGAAGGACAUCCAGUUCAAGAAUUAGAAAGUUAUUGUGUUAACUGUGGUGAUAAUGGUGUUACCAGAAUGUUAUUAACCAGAAUUCCUUUCUUCAGAGAAAUUAUCAUCAUGUCAUUCGAAUGUCCUCAUUGUGGUCUUAAAAAUAGUGAAAUUCAACCAGCUGCUCAGAUUGCUGAAAAAGGUUCCAGAUAUAUCCUUAAAAUUGAAAAUGUUGAAGAUUUUAAUAGACAAGUAGUUAAAUCUGAAAGUUCAACAUGUAGAUUCCAAGAAUUAGAUAUCGAAAUUCCUCCAAAAAGAGGUCAAUUAACUAAUGUUGAAGGUUUAUUAAAUGAAAUGGUGGAAGAUUUAAACAGUGAUCAAGAAGCUAGAAAAUCUUUACAACCUGAAGUUUAUGAGAAAAUUAAUGAAGUUAUUGAAAAAAUACAAAGUUAUAUAAAUGGUGAACCAGGUACUUUACCAUUAACUUUCUCCAUUGAUGAUCCAGCAGGUAAUUCAUGGAUUGAAUAUGUUCCAAAUGAACCAAGUCAUAAAUGGUCAAUGUAUGAAUACAAUAGAACUGCUGAACAAAACGUUUUUCUUGGUUUAAUUUCAGCUGAUGAUGUUGCCAGAGCUAGACAAGAAGAAUUACAAGCUAAAAAAGCUGCUACUGAAAAGAAUAUUUCUUCUCAACAAAAUGAUGAAACUAAUGACAAUCCAAAAGUUACUGGUUUCAUCUCUGAUGAAACAGAAAUUGAAAAUUUAGAUAAUGAAGUUCAAACUUUCCAUGCUACUUGUUCAUCAUGUUUCCAAGAUUGUGCUACUAACAUGAAAACCAUUAACAUUCCUCAUUUCAAAGAUGUUAUUAUUAUGUCAACCAAUUGUGAACAUUGUGGUUAUAAAUCUAAUGAAAUCAAAACCGGUGGUGAAAUUCCUGCCAAAGGUAAGAAAAUCAUUUUAAAAGUUACUGAUUCUGAAGAUUUAGCUAGAGAUAUCUUAAAGUCUGAGACUUGUGGUAUGAAUGUUCCUGAAUUGAAUUUAGAUUUAACUCCAGGUACUUUAGGUGGAAGAUUUACUACCAUUGAAGGUUUAUUAACUCAAGUUGCGGAAGAAUUAAAUUCAAGAGUCUUCACCGAAACCUCAGAUUCAAUGGAUCAAGAAACUAAAAAUAGAUGGUUAACUUUCUUUGCCAGAUUACAAGAUGCCAUUGAUGGUAAAAUUGGAUUCACCAUUGAAAUGGUUGAUCCUUUAGCUGCUUCAUACAUUCAAAACGUUUACGCUCCUGACAAUGAUCCAAAUAUGAUCAUCGAGGAAUUUGAAAGAACUCAUGAACAAAAUGAAGAUUUAGGUUUGAAUGACAUGAAAACUGAUUAG